GCGCAGCGACGCGGCUGCUGCUGUGAGCCGGCCCGUAGGUUUAGCGUUAGCAGCUAAUUCCCGUUAAAAUCCACCGUUCGGUUAUUACCGAAAUUCCACGAUACGAGUUGGAUCCACGGUUUUUUUAAUGAGUUUGAAGAAAUGCGAAGGAGACAAAUCAGAAACUUGAGGGACACGAGCUGAGCGAAGCGACCUGAAGGUUACGCUCCCUGUGGCCUCAGCAGCAUCAUGGUGGACGUCUCAGUGAAGAGCGGAGCUGCUUGGGUCUGUCCUCCAGGACGUCACCUGGCUGAUGUCCUGCUUCCUGUGGACGUCCGUGAUGGAGACGAGGAGCUGGGUCUGUCCCAGGGAGACCAGACAAACCAUCCUGUGCUGCUGCAGCAGACGGAGGACGGGUGUCCCUGUGUCCUGACACUCUGCUGCAGCUCCUCUGCUGCCAUCAGCCGCCUGCUGGUCAUCAGCGAGGCUCGGACCAUGGAGCUGUACAACCAGAUAGGAGAAUACUGUGGAACGGCUCGGGGGGAGAGGGAUGAGAGCAUCCAGCCGGACAGUGAAGACAGAGGACCUUUCUACAGGAAGCAGCUGAUCCUGGAUCUCCCAUCUUCUGCUUGUGAAGUGAAGCUGCUGUCCCUGGCCGGUAGAAGCAGUGUCCUGGUCUGUCGAGUCCUCGUGGGUCUUCAGCGGCUGCAGCCCGGCCCAGUCCGUGGCCCCGGCAUUGACAUGGAGCAGGUGCAGUGUCUGGUUGAAGAGAUGGGAACGAGCCUCUCACCUGGAGCACAGAACCUCAUGGAAAUGGUCCAUUUCCAACAAAAGAACCAGACCAGCUCUCUGGGGGGUUUCCUGCCUCUCCUGAUGGGGGGUGGAGCUUUGUCUCUCCUGGCUCGAGGAGCAAACACCUCCCCAGCAGCCGUCAGCCACCAGAACCAGUCUGCAGAAUCCACGCCUCCACUGGGCUUCAUCAGCCCUGCAGACGGAACUCCAGUGUCUGAGAACGGAGCGAUGUCCGUGGGCUCCACCUCCUCUCCAGACUCCGUGCUGUCUGACAUCACCACUGAGAACUCAGCCAGCGGUGAUGACAGGAGCCUGGUGAACCACGCCCACCUGGCAGAGAUGAUGUCACAGUUCCUGAAAGGUCAACAGGGACAGGCGCUGACCUCGGGCCCUGACUUCCUGCCCGUGCUCCAGAGCGUCUGUGGUCAGGUGACGCAGCUGAGACUGGAUGAUGCUGCCGCAGAGAAGGAGAGGCAGAUGAGGAGCGGCAGCUGGGAGCUGGACUCAGCCAUGGAGCGGCGUCUAGAGGAGAUGGAGCGGAGGCUGAAGGAGCACGUGGACCGUCGCCUGGACGCUCUGGAGCAGAAGCUGGAGAAGGCCCUGCUGAGCGCUCUGCCGCUGGUGGCUCUUAACCAGGGAGGAAGGAGCAGCUCAGCAGGAGGCGCAGCGGCCAGCGGACCUGAGGAGCCGAGCGCUCCGACUCCGGCCAUGCACUGAUCUCAGAGCUGCUAACAGACUAACUUAUCAUGUGACCUGGGACCUCGCUGCCCCUGUUGCUCCUCAGACCCUAGUGUCAUCAGGGGGGGCAGGGCAGGAAGCAUGCAGGCACUAACAAAGACACAGUUAAGGCUCCAAAGGGAAAUAUGGACGUUAACUCAAUAACUGUAAUAAUCUGCUGAAGGUAAAACCAAAAGUUUCUCAGUAGAUGGAAAAAAAAACAUCACCACCACUAAAGAUUGUGUGUCUGUGACGGUUUGUGUCUUUUAUCUGUAGUGAAGUGAAAGUCCUCAAUGCACAGAUUGUCUCAUCAGCUUGAGAUGUUGUUAGAGUUUCAACUUCAGAAACAAAGAAGUUCCAGCUCCAGAAAUUCAAUAUUUAAAUUAGCAAGACAGAAAAUAAAGUAAAACGUUCAGUCAGAGCCCGACUGCAGAGAAACGUGAGGAGCAGGUUUCAUGGCAGUGGUGUUGGAUGCUCAGCAGUUCUAACACAAUAACAACACUCACCUUCACAGUAUAAACUGUUACUGCACUGAUCUGGGUUCAGGAUCGUCAGGUCUGAAUUCAAAGAGUGUAUCAAAGAGGCUGUAACUGAUUAAAAUGUUAUUUUAAUAUGACACUGUAAUGUUUUAAUGUCUGUAACAUAAAGCGUAUCUUGCAAUGUAAACUUUAAAAUGACUUGACCUGUGAUAUGGAUGAUUUUAAUAACUGUACUAAUGUAAAUAACAAAUAAAAAUAUAUUUAUAAUGCUAAA
Messenger RNA from Pleuronectes platessa (European plaice), 2241 nucleotides. It is a transcript of the gene c21h10orf88, whose product is annotated as chromosome 21 C10orf88 homolog. Bases 229 to 1488 code for a protein of 419 amino acids. The record is from RefSeq and is a predicted model, not a curated record. The transcript is spliced from 9 exons. Lineage: Eukaryota; Metazoa; Chordata; Actinopteri; Pleuronectiformes; Pleuronectidae.